AUGGCCGACAUGAACGUACCCAGCGACCCCAAUUCAGAGGGUGAAGACAGCAACCUGCCGGAAGUGCGCCUGGAGUUAACCCAGGCGGGCGUCCGCCAGGUGAUGUCACUGUAUACCGAAGAACAGGCAGGCCGGGCCCAAUACGGCGGCAUUUCUUUUGGUAUCGAUGAGUUGCUUAUGGCGUUACGCGAGCACUGGCGGACUGUCGCCAUGUGUCUGCUUGCCGGUGUCUUGCUGAGCAUUAUUGUCCUUUCAGUGACUGCUCCCCUUUACACGGUAACCGCCCAGGUGGUUCUGGAACGACAGGACCCCAGCGAAACCCGCGUUGCGCCAGUCAAUACCAGCUCAGCGUUUAUUGCGACCCAGGCAGAAGUGAUGCAGAGCCGGCGGGUACUUGCAGGGGCAGUCGAACUGACUCAACUUGAACACCCGGAUCCGGAGCAGGACGAGUUGGAUGCCGCGCAGGAAUCCAUUCAGGCCAGUGCGGUCAGCGGCACACAAGUGGUUGCCUUAAGUUAUCUGGGGCUGGACCCCGUUUACGGUAUAGAACUGCUUGAUGCAACUGUCACCGCUUACAGAAAUCGUCUGCAGCAGGAAGAAAUCGAAAACCAGGAACAACGACUCAGCGCCAAACAAGCUGAAUACGACGCACUGCUGGCUGACAUUCAGGCGCUUGAGCAGCAGCUCGAUACCCUGCGUAGCAACAACUUCAAUGGUGGCAGCGCUGAAGAUGCCGUGGCCGCCCAGUUACAGAUUAUCCGCGAUCAGACUCAACGUCUGGGCACCGUGCGACAGAAUCGUAUUGCCCUUGAAACCCAAUUGCUCGCGGGGAGCAUGUCUUCCGCCCUGAACGACAACCCCGUCACUCGCUCACUCCAAGACCGACUGAUACAGGCGGAGGCAGAACUCGCUCGGACCCGACAGACACUGCGUGCGGGACAUCCGACUGUAGAGGCUGCGCAGCGCGAAGUGGACUUACUGCGCAACCAGUUGACACGCACUGAAAAGGCAACGCCACUUCUGAUCAGCAAAGAAGUGGAAGCAGCCAAGGGCCUGGAAGAACAAUUAAAAGCUGUGCUCAACGAAGAACGUGAGACGCUGGCGCAAGCCGAGCGGCUUCGAAGAGAGGAACGGAUGGUCGCUGAAGAACUGAGUCAAACCCAGGAAUUGGUAGACGAGCGACGUCGCGCACUGUUGGAUCAACGUUUACUCAAACGGCUUGCGGAUGCCGGUGAGUUUGGAGUCACUGCACGACUAAUUGCGGAGCCGGUAGAACCCCAGGCACCUACAUGGCCGAAUCCGUUACUGGUUUUCAUCCUCUGCUGCGGGCUGGGUGGAUUAGUCGGUGUGUGCUGGGCAGUGUUCAAAGGCCGUCAGGCGUUUGACCCCUGGGCAUCCGAUCUCAACGAGUCUACGCAUUCAUGCGAAUCCACACUGCCUGCAAGAGCUGUGCUGGUGACCUUCGACGAUGGCUACCGGGAUUUUGCUGAAGUGGCUUGGCCAAUCCUUAAAGAUGUUGGUGUGCCUGCCACCCUGUUUGUGCCCACAGCUUUUCCAGAUGGUGAAAACCGCGGAUUCUGGUGGGACCGGAUUCAUGCCGCACUACUACAGACAAAGCUGACCUCCCUGCAGAGCGCUCCGUUGCCGGAGCUAUCCUUAGAGAAUUCACACCUCAGGCGCCAGGCCUACAAAAUGAUGCGCAAUCACGUGAAGUCGUUACCACAUGGCGAAGCCAUGGCGUGGGUGGAGCAGACGUUAGACAUACUCGGCCAUCCUCCCCCCUUAAACCAGGUCCUGGAUUGGGAUGCGUUGCGUAAGCUGGCAGCUGAGGGCUUAUGUAUAUGUUCCCACGGGCGGGACCAUGCCUUGAUGAGCCAGUUGAAUACAGAACAACUCCGCGAAGAUCUGACGGAAUCACAAACAAAGCUACAGGCGGAGCUCGGCUCAUAUGCUGAUAUAGCCGUGCUCGCGUAUCCGGCUAACGCCACGAACUCCGCGGUGCGCAGCGCAUCCAGACAGGCAGGCUACGAAUUAGCAUUUGGCGGACAACGCGGCGUCAACCGAGAUGUGUAUAAAAUUGGGAUCCCAGAUCUGCUGAACGUUUUGGUCUGGCAACAGGAAGAGCUCUCCGGACCUGCACUGGUGCGCACCGAUGGCAAAAUCUCCAUACCUUUGAUUGGCGAUAUUCGCGCCGCAGGCAAAACACCGGAAGAACUUGCUGAACACAUUGAGAUUGCCCUGGUCGACUACGUCGCCAAACCCCAGGUAGAUAUAUCUGUCGUAGAAAUGCGCAGCCAGGUAGUCAGCGUCAUCGGUGGCGGCAUAGAACGCUCCGGCGUGCUGGAACUUCGUCACGAUAUGAGAGUGUUAGAUGCUAUUGCGGAAAUGGGCGGCUUUACCCCGUUUGCCAAGAAGCGCGACAUCAUGGUUUUGCGGACCACCGACAACAUUGAGGAAGAGCUUCGUUUCGACUACGUCGAUUUCAUCAAAGGUCGUACCCGCAGUUCUAACUUUUUACUUGCACCGGGUGACACCGUGGUGGCCACAGAGUUUUCAGCGGCUUUCAUUGGCUCUUCCGCCUAUAACUCCAACGUAUUUGGUACAGAUGGUGACGAAGACAGUGACAUGCUGCUGGAAGCCGGUACAGAACUGGAAUUGCGCAGCGAUCCUGAGCGACGCCUCGAUUAUCUGCUCAACUACCGGGGAGAUUACCAGUCUUACGCGGAAGCCGACGAAGCCAAUGCCAUGGAACAUCGUCAGCGUUUCAGGCUUCACUAUGACAUUGAUCCCAUCACGCAGAUUAUUCUUAACCAGCGUUAUCGCGAUGUCUCGAAUCUACAAUUUGAUUUGGCAGACUUCGACAGCGGUGACACAGGUAUUGACAUCAGUCAGAACCGAUACGAACGCAAUGACAUCACCGUUGAUCUAACGCGCGAGCUUUCUCGGCGCUGGUCUGUCAGUGGCAACCUCGGCUAUCAGACCAUUGACUUCAAGCGCAAUAUCAACCGCAGCGACAGUGACACAACCGAAGUCGGUGUCGCUGUCAAUUAUCUCCUCAGUGAAAAACAGGAUAUCGGCGUGGGCGUACGCUACGCCAGCCAGGAUUUCGAUGGUGCAGAUAAUCGUAUCAGUGCCGAAAGCGACUACUUCUCUCUUUCUCUACUGUGGACUUACCGGUUCGAUGAAUUCUCAAGCCUGGCCAUUGAAGGGGGUCCAACCUGGGUUGACACCGAGCAGGACCGUCUCAGCCAGACGGUAACCAAUACUAAUGUUGGACGUUCUAACGGGCGCAACCUGUUGCGUGCAAACUUCAACGCCUGUGGCAUCGGCGGCGGUCAAGGCCAGCCAAUAGCCAGUUUGUGUGAUUUUUCUGACCCUAACGCACCAGCCAUUCCCGCAGGUGAUCUUGGCCCUCGGCAAAGCUACCUUCUGGAUUUCACCGGCUUUGACACCAGCGACGACGAUGUGACCUUCUUCGGCAGCGUGGUGUACACCAAACGCGUUUCCGAUUGGGAGCUUGAAGCCAGCUAUACACGCCGACAGACAGCAACUGCAGGUGAGUCCCUCGCCAGCAGCCUGGAUCAGUUUGCACUAGGAGCAGAUUACGUACCCGCUGGCGAGCGCUGGCAGCUCUACGCUCGUCUCACAUUGGACAAAAGAGACGCCAUCACUGAGGCACUGAUCAUCGACUAUACCCUUGUAGAGGAUAGUGAUGGAUCUGCACUUCGAGAUGCCGCGUUUAUCAGUGAUGCCGGCGGCAACAUUGAUCGAGACGUUCUCACCGGACUGGUCGGCGGUCGGUAUGACUUCACCCGCCUGUUAAGUGGCGGACUGGAAUUCCGUUAUCGGGAUAGCGAACGACCAGCGAGCUUCGCCGCCAGCGAAGACGCUCAGUCUUACGAAAUCGAAUUGUCGUUACGUUACGAGUUCUUCAGUGACCGCCUUUAA
Molecule: messenger RNA, 3948 nt
Organism: Symbiodinium pilosum
Lineage: Eukaryota; Dinophyceae; Suessiales; Symbiodiniaceae
Source: the annotation of a GenBank genome assembly